Messenger RNA from Pogonomyrmex barbatus (red harvester ant), 3815 nucleotides. RefSeq lists its product as uncharacterized. The record is from RefSeq and is a predicted model, not a curated record. Lineage: Eukaryota; Metazoa; Arthropoda; Insecta; Hymenoptera; Formicidae.
GCGAGUGGGGUAAGUUGCGCCGCGCGCCGGCUCGUUGGCCCUUCGCAGAGUGAGGCAACCCCCAACGCCGCUCCGCGCGCAUCUCUCAUUCUCGUCCGCCGAUAACGAGAAGUUACAACCCCCGACGAUCGGGCGCAUCGUCGCGCGCCGAAACAACCGGCGCGGCGCGGCGCGGCGCGGCGCGCUCGCGUAAAAAAAGCUCGCGAGAAUCGAGAAAUGCGGGUGAACGCUUCGUGAUCGCGUCUCGCCAAGCCACCUUCCGACUCGACUCGCGGGUUUCAGUUUCUUCUCCUUCGCGCUGGGACUCGUCCCGAACUGAAUGACGACGGCAGAAGGAAGCGGCAUCGGUGGUUACAUGUGAACGCGAGUGGGCAACUUCAUCAUGCUCAGGAGUGAAAGGAUGUUACCGUGAUGUUACAUCGAAGCGCUUCGUCGCGACGCCGGCGAGCGUCGCCAAGCGUGGCAAACUCGAGCCAAGCGGCGUCUUCGACGAUGCGAGGUCGACGAGCGAGCGUUGCCACUGAGAAACCCCUCAUCUUGCCGCCAAGCAGCCCCGGCGGAACGAUGGAAAGGCAGCGGUCGCCGAGGGGUAGCAUGGUGCCGAAUAUCGCUCUGGAUACCGAGAGCGAUUCGCCCGAUGAAGGUGUCUGUCGUAGGAUCCUGCCGGAUCCCGAACAGUAUGGCACCAGCCGCAACUCCCUGGCGCCCGAGGCGAGCCGCAGCCCGCGAAACUCUCUAAUACCUGACGAUUACUGCAGAAGCCCGCGAGGCUCCCUAAUCUCAGACCCGAACAGGAGCCCACGCAACAGUCUGGUACCUGACGUGGUACGGUCGCCGCGAAAUAGUCUUACGCCAGAGGUCUCUCUCAGUCCGCGUCAUUCCCUGGUGCCGGACUCGGCACUUAGCCCGAGAAAUUCCCUGGUGCCGGACGUGGCCUAUAACCGGAGUCCGCGGAACAGCAUGGUGGCGGUCGGCGGCUCCAGGAUAUCCCUCUUACCGGAGAACGGUAGCGCACUCGUGGCCGCCAAUCGCAGCCCCAGACACUCGCUGGUGCCAGAUUCGACGAGGAGCCCGCGAGGCAGCAUGGCGAACCUGGACUUCGACCGAAGUCCGCGCAGCUCGAUCUGCCCGGAAUUGCACAGGACACCCAGGGGUAGUAUCACGCCCAUAGAGGUCGUCGACAGAAGUCCUCGCGGUUCGAUAGUCUCGGAGUGCCUAAAUCAGAGUCCCCGCGGCUCCAUCGUACCCGAUCCGAAUAGAUCGCCCAGAGGAUCGAUAGCGCCGGACCCGAAUCGGUCCCCGCGAGGAUCGAUAUGCCCGGAGAGCAGCAACAGGAGCCCGAGAGGAUCGAUCGCGUUGCACGAUCAGACGAAUCGAUCGCCACGCGGAAGUAUAGGUAUGAACGAUGGCGACAAACACUCGAGAGGUUCUCUCGGUGCUAUCAACGAUGACGAAAAUAGAAGUCCCAGAGGAAGCAUCGGGCCUGACGGGAUCAAUAGAAGUCCUAGAGGUAGUCUUGGAGGGCAUCAGGAUAGAAGGGCGCCUAGGGGUAACUUAGGCUUGCAAGAUCCUAGAAGAGCUUCCGCGGAUCAAGCUAUUGACUCGAGAAUUUGCGAUUACUACAAGAAGCCAUUGGAAAUGAAAAAAGGUACAAGAUUAAAGAAAAAAAUAACAGGAAGUUUACUCGAGGAACGACUUUCAGGUGAUGAGUCGCGUCGGCUUUGCGCCAGUGGUGCAAAGGCACCUGAAAAGGGCGUUGCGGAAGCUGCAAAUCUCGGUGUGGCGACCUACGGCUCGGUCGUGUUUCAAUUGAAAGAUGCCCACCUCGAGGCGAACGGCAUCUGCGACUUCGUCUUUCGUGCUUUGAGAGUCAUCAGCAAGACGAUGACGUUCACCAUAUGUCUGACCUGUUUGUCCACUGUGCCUAUUUUGAUGUUCAUCUUCGGUGUGCAGUUUAUUAAGGAUUGUCCGAAGGAGCCAUAUAUUCCCGUAUACAUGUUGAUUGGUGGUGUUUUGGGCGCCGUGCGUAUGUUCUGGGCGCUGUAUUCGCAAAUAUAUUCCCGAAGGCCGGAAAUCUUGUCCGUUCCCGCCGCUAGACCACACAUCUCGCCUAUGAAAUUACUCUCCAUAACUUUGUCGUGCUUCCUGGUCGCAUGGUUCGUGUUAGGACAUUAUUGGAUACUACAUAUAAUGUGGCCGGAGUACGAACUUUCGUUAUACGCGCCCAAUAAGUGGUGUCAUAAAACGCUCUAUAUUUUUUCAUUAGUUCAUCUGUGCGUAGUGUAUGCGGUUUUAUUUGUAAUAUUAAUAGUGGCGGUCGGCCUGGCUUUCUGCAGAAUUCUAGAAUGCCCUUUACCAGAAAGAUACAAAUAACCACGGCGAUCCGUUCGCCAGAAUAAAAUCCGUGAGAAGAAAAAGUCAGCGAUCGGUGGGAGAGCUGGAUGGCGUUUAGAUAGAGGACGCAAGGUUUUGGAAGAUCUGCAGGAGGAGGAGGAUGACGAGGACGACGAGGACGGCACGCGGAGCGACGUUGAUCUGGACGAGGACAAUUGCAGCAACAAGAUCGUGCAGGAAGUCAAGUAUUGCAGCAAAGUGCAGUUUCGCGCGCCGGAUAUCAUCGAGCUGUGAUGCAUAAACGAUGUCGCGACGGAAAGGAACUCUGGAAACGGGGUGCCGCCGGCGGGGAAGCGCGAGUCGCAAUCUCAAAAACUUUCCCGUACUAACGAGGCUGCUAGGGCCGCGGGGGGCAGGAUUUGCGAGGAAUGAAGGGAAACGGAAGGGAAAGGGAAGGGAAAGGGAAGAGAAACGGAUAACGAGGUCGCGAGAGUGCCGCCGAAGCUCGACGGUGCUGUAUCGCUUUCGUGAAUAAUCGAGGUCUCGAUUCCCGACACGUGCAAGACCCUCGAGAUGGAGAUCCUCACAUUUUCCGCAAAAGGGAAAUUCACGUGACGGAAACGUAACGGCGAGAAUCCGGAUUGAGCGCGAAGAAAUUGUCUCUCGGCGGAUGAAACGGGGCACGAUGGAAUCCGACUGCGACUCGAUUUGUUCUAAUUAAUUCGUAGAACGUGAAAGAGAAGACGCAGUUUUGCAGCAAUAUCGAAGUAGAGUUAAAUACACAGCGAAAACGAAUAAUUCCCAGCAAUCGCAAUCCUUUCGAGGUGUAAAUUAAAAUAUUGGCACUGAACUCUCAUUGCUGUUUUCAAUUUCACGGAAAUGCGUAUGACAAGGAGUAUAUAUAAUUUCAUGGUGGAUUCAACUGGAUUUGAUACGCGGCGAAGGAAAUCCGCAAUAGCAAAAGGGAAUAGAAUGAAACUUUCAUCGGCGAAAGAAGAUUACCCGACAAACUCUUGUAAGAAUGAUACUGGAUGGAGUAUGUCUUCGUGGAAACAAAGAAUAUUUUCCGAAGGAUUUUAUCUCCCUUAAGCGCCGUGGUUUCGAUUUAAGUCGCGUCCUGGCUACGGUUUGACGAAGAAAUCGAUACGAAGACCUCCACUCGUAUCAAAACAAGGAUCUUCGAUUUGUCGUUCUCGCAAAUAAUGCUCGUCCCUCUUUUUGCGCGCCAAUUAAACGCGAAGGAAUCGAAUUUCGAAGAACGUAAAUAAUUUGAUUGAACGGUCAAGCAAUAUAUCUUUUUAUCUCUUGGAAAACUUUGCCGAGAAAUUCAACGUUAUUUUAAUGUCGAUUCGGCGCAAAUAAUUAUUAGAUUCGUAAUCAACGAUCUUUCAAUUAUUUCAAUGUGACAAACGUAAUAGAUCAUUAACCUUAUUCCAUUUGUAUUGUGUAUAAUUUCCAGCGGAAAUACAAACAAGAUACAA